Molecule: messenger RNA, 2001 nt
Organism: Zingiber officinale
Lineage: Eukaryota; Viridiplantae; Streptophyta; Magnoliopsida; Zingiberales; Zingiberaceae
Product: ubiquitin domain-containing protein DSK2a-like
Exons: 8
Coding region: 148-1749 (533 amino acids)
Biological process (GO): ubiquitin-dependent protein catabolic process
Cellular component (GO): cytosol
Molecular function (GO): polyubiquitin modification-dependent protein binding
Source: RefSeq, a predicted model, not a curated record
UAUUUUGUUUAUUUAUCAGGAGGAAACCAAUAAAACAUGGAGACAUAUUUGUCAUCGAUUUAAGUUUCAGCAAAAGCGAAUCCUUCGGCGAUCUACUCACCUCGUUAGGGUUAGGGAAUCGCCGAUCCGCCGAGGUCCUACUCGUCCAUGGCAGCCGAUGGAGAGUCCGGCGGAGCGGUCCCUGCCUCCGCCACCAUCCACAUCCGGUGCUCCAACGGCUCCAAGUUCUCCGUGCAGGCGGCGCUCGACGAGAUGGUGGGCGCGUUCAAGGCCGUCGUCGCCAGCAGCUGUGACGUGCCGGCGGAACAGCAGCGGCUGAUUUACAAGGGAAGGAUCUUGAAGGACGACCAUACUCUCGCGAGCUACGGUGUUGAAUCAGAUCAUACCAUUCACAUGGUUCGUGGUGGUGCUCCUUCUGCUGUGCCAACUAACAAAGUUGUGAAUAACCAAGGUGUUUCAAGAGCAACAGACACUAAUCCAUCAUCUACUUUUGGAGGUUCCCUUUCUCCGGGCUUGAGUGUUAAUGGGUUAUCUGGUAGUGGGACAGCUGGUUUAUUGGGAGCUGGAUUUCCAGAGCUUGAUCAGAUGCAGCAGCAGCUUAGUCAGAACCCUAAUAUUAUGAGGGAAAUUAUGAAUAUGCCUGCCAUGCAGAAUCUCAUUAGCAAUCCAGAUAUAAUCCGCAAUCUUUUUAUGAACAAUCCCCAAAUGCGUGAAAUUAUUGACCGUAAUCCUGAGCUUGCGCAUGUCCUCAAUGAUCCAAAUACUCUGAGGCAGACACUUGAGGCAGCAAGGAAUCCUGAACUCAUGAGGGAGAUGAUGCGUAACACUGAUAGGGCAAUGAGCAAUAUCGAAUCAUCUCCUGAAGGAUUCAACAUGCUACGACGCAUGUAUGAAACUGUUCAGGAGCCAUUUCUUAAUGCAACCACUAUGGGAGGCGACUCAGGGGUUGACAUAGGAUCCAACCCAUUUGCUGCUCUUCUCAGAAAUCAGGGUGCUGGACGUGGCAGUGGCAGAGAGACGUCAGCAGAUUCCACUCUUAGUUCAGAGCCAACAACUGGGACUGUACCUAAUGCCAAUCCUCUUCCUAACCCUUGGGGUGCCAACUCUGGAGGGUCACAGCCAGUCAAUACACAAUCAACUGCUGCAACUGCACCAACAACUCGUGGGUUAACUGGUCUUGGUUCACUGGAUUUAGAAAACAUGGUUGGCAGGAUGCAAGAUCCAUCCAUGUUAAGUCAGAUUUUGCAAAAUCCUGCUAUGACGCAGAUGAUGCAAAAUCUCCUUUCUGAUCCUCAGUAUGUGAACCAGAUGCUUAAUUCGAACUCCAAUGUGCGAAGUUUAUUGGAAUCAAAUACUCAGUUAAGAGAGAUGAUGCAAAACCCAGAUUUUAUACGCCAGCUUAUGUCACCUGAAACAAUGCAGCAACUUUUAUCUUUUCAACAAUCUCUGUUCUCCCACAUUGGUCGGCAGCAGUCAACCACGGAGCAAGAGCAGACAGGUCGAGGCACUGGCACACAAAACAACACAGGGAUGGAGUUCCUGAUGAACAUGUUUGGUGGGCUUGGCACAGGAGGUCUUGGCAUCCCCAACCCUUCAAAUGUCCCUCCAGAAGAACUUUAUGCGACUCAGUUAUCUCAGCUUCAAGAAAUGGGAUUUUACGAUACACAAGAGAACAUCCGAGCGCUAACUGCCACUGCAGGGAACGUCCAUGCUGCUGUCGAGCGACUGCUUGGGAAUCCCAGGCAGUAACUCCACUUGGAAUAUCAGUACUCAGCUUGUGUCCUUCAAUGAGUCUGUAAGGCUUACCACUUUUAAGAUCUUGUCUGUAAGAUUCAACAGUUUUCAGAUUCUCCAAUAGCUUGUUCCAUCGGUUUUUAAUUGUCAGCAAAAAUGAUUCGAGAUAACGGCUUCUUUUUAACAUUACCAUAUUUAUUUAAUGUUUAUGUGCACAUACAAGGAUGUACCUUUGUUGAUAUCAUAUACUGUGAAUAAUUAAGAGUA